UCUUCCAGAUAAUCAGUGCUUGAACUUGCCAAUCGAAGCAGGAACUCCGGCUUUUUGCAGUGCCACACUUCAUUCCUCAGCCAUGAGAAGAUCGGGGCAACAUUUACAUCGGCCACAUGCGAAGCAAGGUGUAGGAGGAUUGAAGGGCAUGAUGGGGAAGUUAUCAAUCGCUGUGGCUGUUCUCUUGAUCUGUACGGUUUUGUUGUUUGUAUCAUCAACGAAUAAAGGUGGCUUUGGAUCCGUCUCUCGCUCUGAGAUCAAGGCUGAUGAACUUUGGAGCCAUGCUGAUUCUGGUGGUUGGAGACCGUCUUCAGCUCCACGAUCUGAUUGGCCACCUCCACCGAAUGAAAGCAACGGUUACUUGAAGGUUCGCUGUAAUGGUGGUCUGAAUCAACAACGCAGUGCUAUAUGUAAUGCAGUUCUUGCUGCUCGGAUUAUGAAUGCAACACUGGUUCUACCUGACUUAGAUGCAAACUCCUUCUGGCAUGAGAAGAGUGGUUUUCAUGGUAUCUAUGAUGUGGAGAAUUUUAUAAAGACACUGAGGUAUGAUGUACGAAUUGUGGAUAGCAUUCCAGAUAUUCGCAAGAAUGGGAAAACUAAGAAGAUAAAGCCUUUUCAGCUCCGACCCCCUAGAGAUGCUCCAAUCAGUUGGUAUACUACGGUUGCUCUUGAGAAGAUGAGGGAGCAUGGUGCUAUAUAUCUCACUCCAUUUUCACAUCGUUUAGCAGAAGAAAUUGACAAUCCUGAAUACCAAAGAUUAAGAUGCAGGGUUAACUAUCACGCUCUGAGAUUUAAGCCGCAUAUCUUAAGAAUUAGUCAAUCAAUAGUUGAUAAGCUCCGCAAUCAAGGCCAUUUCAUGUCUAUUCACCUUCGUUUUGAGAUGGACAUGCUGGCCUUUGCAGGGUGUUUUGACAUUUUUACUCCUGAAGAACAAGAAAUUUUGAAGAAAUAUCGAGAGCAAAAUUUUGCAAAGAAGAGACUGGUUUAUAGUGAACGAAGGGCAAUUGGAAAAUGCCCCUUAACUCCGGAGGAGGUUGGUCUCAUUUUACGUUCCAUGGGGUUUGACAAUUCUACCAGAAUAUAUCUCGCAGCUGGUGAGCUUUUCGGUGGUGAACGAUUCAUGAAGCCAUUUCGUGCUUUGUUUCCCCGUCUCGAGAACCAUAGCUCUGUUGAAUCUUCAGAGGAGCUUCUUGAAAAUGUGAGAGGAUUGACAGGGUCUGCAGUUGACUACAUGGUUUGUCUCCUUUCCGACAUCUUCAUGCCAACCUAUGAUGGACCGAGCAACUUCGCCAACAAUUUGUUGGGCCACCGUCUGUAUUAUGGCUUCCGGACUACAAUCAGACCAGACAGGAAAGCUCUUGCACCAGUUUUCAUCAACAGAGAGAACGGAAGGACAGCAGGCUUUGAAGAAGCUAUUAGGAGAGUUAUGCUCGGCACACACUUUGGUGGACCACACGAACGCGUUCAACCAGAGUCAUUUUAUACGAAUUCUUGGCCUGAAUGUUUCUGUCAAAUGUCGCCAAAAAAGCCUGCUGAUAAAUGUCCACCAGACAACGUGUUGGAGAUUCUGAACGACCAAUUGGUGGAAAGUCGAAGUGACAGCGAUUCGGAUGUCUCAACCCAAUCCAAUUCAACUGCCAGAUGAGAAGCAUAUAUCAAGAUGUUAGCAAGCUCAUUAUAACUCCACCCUGCCAACGACACAGUUACCAAUUCCAAUUGAAUAGGUUUCAUUUACAAACGGCACUUGCCUCCAGGCCCGUUUGGAUUAGUCUAGCAUUGCGAGAUAGUAACACGAGGAGACUCAUGUCGAUGCGAGAUUACAGCAGAAUCAUCUAGGGUGUGUACAAUUGUACUUUCUCCAUGUGUUAUACUGUCAUCUCGAAUGUCCUAUUUUGUAAUGUAGCAAUAACAUGUUUUCCACUCUGGUUCACAGCCUAUGCAGGUAAGAACUUUUUUACGAAGUUGCUUCUUUACCAAUAUAUGUAGUUUUUGAGGUCCUUAUUUAAAAUUCCUUACUGACAUGGAAGCUUCAAAUUAUGUUAUUGUUCUAAAGAUAAAAUGACAGAGUCAAGAUGGUUGAA
Messenger RNA from Cucurbita maxima (winter squash), 2081 nucleotides. Its product is annotated as O-fucosyltransferase 1-like. Lineage: Eukaryota; Viridiplantae; Streptophyta; Magnoliopsida; Cucurbitales; Cucurbitaceae. Gene Ontology annotation, cellular component: trans-Golgi network; endosome; cytoplasm. The transcript has 11 exons. The record is from RefSeq and is a predicted model, not a curated record. Bases 83 to 1645 code for a protein of 520 amino acids.